Messenger RNA from Syzygium oleosum, 2200 nucleotides. RefSeq names its product phosphatidylinositol/phosphatidylcholine transfer protein SFH12. The record is from RefSeq and is a predicted model, not a curated record. The transcript has 15 exons. Bases 223 to 1980 code for a protein of 585 amino acids. NCBI's taxonomy places the organism in Eukaryota, Viridiplantae, Streptophyta, Magnoliopsida, Myrtales, Myrtaceae.
AACCGCUCCGCUCCACUGGAAAAUCGUGAGGCCGUGCUCUCUCUUCUUCCUCAAAAUCCUCUGCCCCUCCAAGAGCACCAUCCCCCCCAAAAAAAGAGCGAAAAAAUUAUAACCCAUUCUUCACCUGCUUUCUGUUCUUGCCCUUUUGGAUUAGAUAAUUGAUUAGGCAUUCAAGGUCCUGGCAUCGGCAUUCAUCGAGGCGAAAUAGAAACAAGCAGUACCAUGUCGGGACCACUAUCUCCCAAACCGGCUGAUGAGAGACAUGAUGUCGAACAUCAUGAGAAGAACAAGAUUGCAUCUUUCAAGAAGAAAGCUAUCAAUGCCUCCAACAAGUUCAGGCAUUCUUUGACCAAGAAGGGUAGGAGGAGCAGCAAAGUCAUGUCCGUUGACAUCGAGGAUGAGCACGAUGCUGAAGAGUUGCAAGCUGUCGAUGCUUUCCGUCAAGCUCUGAUACUGGAGGAACUCCUACCGUCAAAGCAUGACGAUUACCACAUGAUGCUCCGGUUCUUGAAGGCCAGGAAGUUUGACAUCGAGAAAUCAAAGCAAAUGUGGGCCAACAUGAUCCAGUGGAGGGAAGAAUUCGGUGCCGACACCAUCUUAGAGGAAUUCGAAUUCGAAGAGAUUAAUGAAGUCCUCAAGUACUAUCCCCAAGGGCAUCAUGGUGUAGAUAAGGAAGGUCGGCCCGUGUAUAUUGAGAGACUCGGUCAAGUGGAUGCCACAAAGCUGAUGCAAGUCACGACCAUGGAGCGUUAUGUGAAAUACCAUGUUCGGGAGUUUGAGAGGAUCUUUGCUGUGAAAUUCCCAGCUUGUUCCAUAGCAGCAAAGAAGCACAUCGAUCAAAGCACUACAAUAUUGGAUGUGCAGGGAGUGGGGCUUAAAAACUUCAAUAAAGCCGCCAGGGACCUUGUCACUCGCCUUCAGAAGAUUGACGGUGACAAUUACCCCGAGACCUUGAACCGGAUGUUCAUUAUCAAUGCGGGUUCCGGCUUUAGAAUGUUGUGGAACACUGUUAAGUCUUUCCUUGAUCCAAAGACCACGGCUAAGAUUCAUGUCCUUGGUAACAAGUACCAGAGCAAGUUGCUUGAAAUAAUUGAUGCAAGCGAGUUGCCAGAAUUCUUGGGAGGCACUUGUACUUGUUCAGACCAGGGUGGUUGUAUGCUUUCUGAUAAAGGCCCAUGGAAGGACCAAGAGAUAAUGAAGAUGGUUCAAAAUGGCGAUCACAUGUGCCGAAAGAAAUCAACCACUGGUUCUGAUGAGAAGACAAUCUCUGAGGAUGAGAUGGCAAAUGCCAAGGGAUGUGAUCACCCCAAUUCCGAUGCUGUGGACAUGCGACCUCAACCUCCCCAUCUGUCUCCUAUCGUUGAAGAAGUCUACAAUGGCCAAAAUUGCAAGAAAUCUUUCAGGCGUGAGGAUUUUGUCCCAGUGGUCGAUAAAAGCGUCGUUGCGACUUGGGAAAAGUUUGCGCAUGAUGAUAAAUUGGCACUUCCAAUAGGAAAUCACUUUGCCAUGGCUGAUCCUCACAAGGCCCCCAAACCUGAAGGCUUUAGCUCUCAUCUUUUCUCCGGCCUAAUGACAGUGGUCAUGGGCGUCGCCACCGUCAUUAGAAUGACGCGCAACAUGCCCAAGAAGGUCACUGAUGCUACCUUGUACUCUAGCGCAGACUACUAUACCGACAACAUGGUUAAGAGCCAGCUGCACUACUCUGAGUUCGCUCCGCCACCUAUCUCUUCUUCCGACUACUUCACGAUGUUGAAGCGCAUGGCCGAGUUGGAGGAGAAGGUCACUGUCCUGAACAUGAAGCCCGCUGCCAUGCCUGUGGAGAAGCAGGAAAUGUUGGAUGCUGCAAUAAGCAGGGUCAGCACAUUGGAGCAAGAGCUUACGGCAACCAAGAAGGCUCUGGACGAUGCAAUUGGCCGACAGCAGGAGCUCCUGGACUACAUCGAGAAAAAGAAAAAGAAGAAGUCGCUGUUUGGCUGGUAAGGGAGAGACACUGAAUGCCCCCCCGGGGAGAUUGCUGGUGAUCCCAAAAGUGGUGGUUGGGUUAUGUUCAGAGUUUUCAAGGCCAUCCUGAAAUUCCCAGUCUUUUUCCUAAAACAGUUUCCUAUAAAAUUGUUCUACAAACUAUUAAACAUUGCAAGGGCUUUCACUAUCUGGUGUAUAUAUGAUGUGGAAGAUCUGUUUGCGCUUGUUUUCCUGGCAA